Adineta ricciae is the source of this 684-nucleotide messenger RNA. The record is from the annotation of a GenBank genome assembly. Lineage: Eukaryota; Metazoa; Rotifera; Eurotatoria; Adinetida; Adinetidae.
AUGAUUAGUUCAUGCCAUAUCAAUAUAAAAUCAAUCACCAAACACAAAGAUGAACUCCAAGCUAGAUUUUCCAAAUACGACAUCAUUUCUGUAAACGAAACCAACCUAAAGAGCGAACGACAGUUCACUCUCUUGGGUUACAACACUUACAGAAACGAUCGAGUAGGAAAACCUGGUGGGAGAGUAUUACUAGCAGUUAAACAACACAUCAAAUGUCGAGAAGUAUUUAACAAGACAGUAGGUAAAAAUGAAGCGAUAGCAGUAGAGAUUGAAACUAAAACACUCAAAUCAAGACUAAUAUCCUCCGUUUAUAUACCUCCAACAGCAAAACUUAAUUUGAAUCUAUUCCACGAACUUUAUGACAUCAAUAACAACUGUAUUAUAAUGGGUGAUCUUAAUGCAACAUUAUACAAUAAGGGAUCCCAACAAGCUAACGCUCGAGGAAAACAGCUGCAAGAAUUACUGGCAGAAGGCUUUAUCGACUGCAUCGAAGAUGAUAAUUCAACUUUUGAAAAGAAUGAUUAUGAAGUAAAACUUGAUUGGAUAUUAGCUAGUCAACCACUUCUUUCAUUUAUAUCAAACGUUGAAACGCAUCCAACAAUCGGUGCGAUAAAUGGUCACAAACCGUUAACCUUCGACAUUCCUACUGGAGCCGAAUCUAAAUCGUUAUCUCCACGAAUAUAA